ACUAUAUAUAUGUGUGUCAAUCUUGUGGAACAAGUAGUAGUAGUAGUGCUCGAGAAAAGUAGAAACUUGAAUUAAACAACCAUUAUUUCCUCAUCAUCAGUUGGUACGUAGCUAGCUAGCUAGUAAUUUUUGUUUGAUCAGCAUGGCCUGCUCGCGAAAUGGUGGUAGCGUUGUGUUCGAAGACUUCUUUCCGGCGAUGGUGGACAAGUUAGGGCAGGAGGGUUUCAUGAAGGAGCUGUGCAAUGGAUUCCACUUGCUGAUGGACCAGGAGAAGGGUUUGAUCACCUUCGAGAGCUUGAAGAAGAACGCGGCGUUGCUUGGCUUGCAAGGCAUGAGCGACGACGAGAUCAGGUGUAUGGUCAGAGAAGGCGAUAUGGAUGGUGACCAAGCUCUCAAUGAGAUGGAGUUCUGCACUCUCAUGUUUAGAUUAAGUCCUGCUUUGAUGGAUUCCUCUAAACAUAUGUUGGAAGAGGCUUUUGAUUCUGAUGAGUUUAAUAAUUAAUCUUCUUCCUCUCUUUCUCUCUUCUCUAGCUAAGUAGUGAGUGAGUGAGUGAGUGAUCAGUUGAAUUAGCUAUAUCUAAGGCAUUACCUAUAUUGAUGUCAUCCCUGCAUAUCGCUUAGCUCUUCUCCACUCUGUAAUCCAAGUAUUUUGUUUAUUGCUGAAAUGAAUUGUUAAGCUUUUGUUUAA
Humulus lupulus (European hop) is the source of this 688-nucleotide messenger RNA. RefSeq names its product calcium-binding protein KRP1-like. Bases 143 to 502 code for a protein of 119 amino acids. Gene Ontology annotation, molecular function: calcium ion binding. The record is from RefSeq and is a predicted model, not a curated record. The transcript has a single exon. Lineage: Eukaryota; Viridiplantae; Streptophyta; Magnoliopsida; Rosales; Cannabaceae.